AUGCCUCGCCGAAGAUUCAUCGACAAGAAGAACGCCACCACCUUCGCCCUCGUACACCGCGCCCAAAAUGACCCGCUCAUUCACGACGAAGAUGCACCCUCCAUGGUGUUUGCGGAAAAGACCGCAACACAAAGACCGCGCCGCCCAACAGAAGACGACUACAUGUACUCCGACGCUGCGUCGGUGAUUUCGGGGGGUUCCAGCGCGGUGUACAGAUCUGCGAAGACGCAGCAGCGCGGCGAUCUAGAAGAGGAGUUUGGGGUUGGCGUGCGGGCGAAUGAGGGCGAGGCGGCGCAGCAUGGCGUGUUCUUCGAUGAUACGAAAUAUGAUUACAUGCAGCAUAUGCGUGAUUUGGGCACGGGCGACGGGCCGGUGAUGUGGGUGGAGGCGGCGAAGCCGAAGCAACAGCAGGGAAAGGGAAAGCAAAAACUGGAGGAUGCGUUACAGAGCAUGGAGAUCGCCAGUGUGGAUGGAAGCACACGGAACACCACAUCCACCUCUGCGUCGAUGCGGAGCAUAUUGCCAGACGAAAUGUUCGGAAGCGAAUUUGUGAAGAAGCAGACGUAUCAGGACCAGCAGGAUGUUCCCGAUGCGAUUGCUGGCUUCCAACCCGACAUGGACGAGCGGGUACGGGAGAUGCUGGAGGCCUUGGAGGAUGAAGCUUACGUGGACGACGGGGAAGACGACUUCUUCGGUGAGCUCAUUGACGAUGGCCUGGAGUAUGACAGGGAGGAAUGGGAAGAGAUUGGAGUACAGUUAUGGGAUCAGGGAGCAGAGGACGACGCUGCAUCGGACAGCGAAGAUACCGUCCGCGCAUCCAGUCCGCCUCCAACUCUUGACCUGCCCGAAGGCGAGACCGCAAAGCCGCCGGAAGACACUCAGGCCGUACCGCCCGCUGAUCCCACGGGUGGCGCAUGGUUUGACGAGUUCAAGAAGUUCAAAUCCGCCGCCAAAUCAUCCGAUGCUCCUGCCGUGCGUGCUGUUCCCUCGACCCUCGAAUCGUCCGCCUUAUCUUCGUUGGCCGCCGGCCGCAAGAAGAAGCGCAAAGGCGCGAAGACCUCCACGACCAACUACUCCAUGACUUCUUCCGCUCUAGCCCGGACCGAUCACCAGACGCUUCUCGAUGACAGAUUUGACAAACUGGAAUCCGCUUAUGCCUUGGAUGAGUUUCCCGAUGACGAAGAGGAUGAUGGAAGAUUCGAUGAUGCGCUCAGCUCGGCAUCCGCUCCCCAACUCCAGCGAAGCGACUUCGACUCCAUCAUGGACGAUUUCCUCGGGGGCCAUGCAAAGACUGGGAAGCAGGGAAAGCGAAUCAGACGAGGAGGUCCGCAGAGUGGGAUGGAGCAGUUGGAGGAGGUUCGCAAAGGCCUGGGCCCGGCAAGGCUGCAAUCGCGGACUGCUGCUUCUUAG
Messenger RNA from Neohortaea acidophila, 1410 nucleotides. RefSeq names its product Low temperature viability protein. The coding region runs from base 1 to 1410 and encodes 469 amino acids. Gene Ontology annotation, biological process: ribosomal small subunit export from nucleus; ribosomal small subunit biogenesis. The transcript is spliced from 3 exons. The record is from RefSeq and is a predicted model, not a curated record. Gene Ontology annotation, cellular component: cytosol; preribosome, small subunit precursor; nucleus. NCBI's taxonomy places the organism in Eukaryota, Fungi, Ascomycota, Dothideomycetes, Mycosphaerellales, Teratosphaeriaceae.